Meyerozyma guilliermondii ATCC 6260 is the source of this 576-nucleotide messenger RNA. RefSeq lists its product as uncharacterized. Lineage: Eukaryota; Fungi; Ascomycota; Pichiomycetes; Serinales; Debaryomycetaceae. Gene Ontology annotation, biological process: regulation of protein localization; endosome organization. The record is from RefSeq and is a predicted model, not a curated record. Gene Ontology annotation, cellular component: endosome; BLOC-1 complex. The transcript has a single exon. Bases 1 to 576 code for a protein of 191 amino acids.
AUGGACCAAGAUAUGUCCACACCAACGCCACCUGAGGAGCCAGAAAUGGCUGAUUUGGACACUGGACAACCUGGCGACUCCUCUUCAGAGUCGUUUUUUCUGAGCGAAGACGCAGAACUGGCAAAUAAUUCCCAUAAUGACUACCAGUACAUGAGCAUCAUGGACCAUUCCAACUACUUAUCCAACGCAUUGUCGUCAGCUAUGGAGUCUAUCGAGCUCGACAAGUCACUAGCACUACAGGCACAAUUGAGUGGUAACCUAAAUAACGAACGUCAACGACUUGUGGACAAACAGGAAGAAGUACUUGCCAAGCUUCAACACAUACAAACCAUGUACAAUAAACACUUUCGGCCCACAACUGAUACCCGAGGCUCACACAGUCGAAUAUCCACCCUCGAACUGGAAUUCAGCCGAAUCGAGGGCCAUAUAAACCGGUUGAAAUACGGCAAAGAUUCGUCUCACUUGGCAUCGAUCUUCAAGACCAAAACACCUGGUAUAGUGGAGUCCCAUCCUGUGGAGUACAAUAAGGCGAGAGACAAGAUACUCGAGCGCCAAAUUGACGAAAGCGAGAGCUAG